CAUAAAACAUGUGACAGAUGCGCUUUAUUUGUGUUAAGAAAAAUUACUUUGUGUUACAUUUUCAUUUGAUAUAUUCCGAUAAAAAGGCCCAUCAAAAUCUUCAGCACCAGGCCCAUGAUGCUCUUAAUCCGGCCCUGCUGUUAGGCACGCAGGUAGAGACGCCGCUGGCGGGGGCAGAUCUCCCUGCAAACUGCACGGAUUACUAUACAGUCCAGUAUCAUCGGCAGAAACAUCGCGGUUACUGGAGGAAUAGGAUCGGACCAGAAAUACACAUCGAUAAAGCCUUGGGAGCCGGAACUUCCUUUUCUCCUUCCUGAUUGCUUCACCUGAGGACUUGGCCUCAGAGACCAUCCGGAGCUCCCGCUGGUGCAGGUGUAUUGUGCUAUUUUCCAUAUAGCUUGGAGACGACUGGGUGAGCUGAUUUUUUUUUCUCUAUUGUUACUCCUGUAUCCAUUGGUCAUAUCGUGCUAGCCUGGUCGGAAUGUGUUAUAUUAUACAGUUGUAUACCGCAUAUACACUUCAUCCUUAUUACGUGCAUUGAGCAAUUUUAUUAUGUCGACACAAACCGAAUGCCCAGCUUCUUCCGAGCCUACUAUUUCACAUACUUCUAUGCCCGACUUCUCCACUCUCAAUACCACUACUCAUCAAGCCAGGGUUGCGAGUGUUUUUUCUGGAGGGACAGACGCUUCGUCUGUAUUUGACCUCAAGAGACUGCUAUGGGACUUGGAAAAUCUGAAAUCGUUUCAGCUAAAGACAUGGUGGGAUGCCACCACCUUGUCUCAAUAUCUAGAAAAAAACAUGAUACCCAGAGGUCUCCGAAUAAGAAAGAAAUGCACUACUUCAUAUGAUGAAGAUUUUACAAACAGAUGGAAUGAUGCACUAUCCAGAUGCUCGUUGGAGCUGAUGUCUCUGAUAAUAGAAAAAGAAGAAUUGAAACUGGCAGAUCUGGAGCAGAGCAUCAAUAAAAUAUUGGUUUCGAUCGAACCUUUUAAACAGUCCACCGAUUUUGAGGCCCUACAGAGUAAGAUGAAUGAACAUCUAUCACAAUUAGAGGAAACUGUCACCAAUAUUAAGAAAACAAAAUUCAACAGAGAUUUAAGAGAUUAUACAACUAAUACUGUCUAUAACUGGCAAACUAAAAAACCUUACAAACCAAGGUCUAUACUGAAACAUUCGCAAACGCACAAUACACCUCAGCGCAAAAAUGUGAGCUUCAGCUCCUCAGAUAAUGAGGCUACCGACUAUGGCACAGACAGUGAACACGAAGAGAGAUCUUCCAUGAUUGACAACAGGAAUACACAACCGGCAAAAAACGACAAAACGCAUGGUGUGAACAGGGAUAUAACGCAGGUUGCAAGAGGAAGCGGAGGAAACAUAGAUCGGGGAGGAAACACAAGUCGGGGAGAAACCACAAGAACUACUUAUACGAGGAAGAACAAGUAUCAACCGAGAUACAAACAAUGAGUGACUCAGUGGUUAACUUAUCAGCACAAAUACUAAGCAUUGCACAAAUAGAGGUUCUUGGCAAAAGCCUCACUUUUGU
This is a messenger RNA of Hyla sarda, 1543 nucleotides long. RefSeq lists its product as uncharacterized. The record is from RefSeq and is a predicted model, not a curated record. The transcript has 3 exons. The coding region runs from base 553 to 1464 and encodes 303 amino acids. NCBI's taxonomy places the organism in Eukaryota, Metazoa, Chordata, Amphibia, Anura, Hylidae.